AUGUCCUAUUUCCUGCCCCAUCUUCCUUCUGGCUGGCAUGUUGACGAAGCUAUCAAGUCAGAAGAAGAUCGUGUUGUGGUUAUCAGAUUCGGUCAUGACUGGGAUAGCCAGUGUAUGACGAUGGACGAAACAUUGUAUUCAGUGGCAGAAAAGGUCCAGAACUUCGCCGUUAUUUACCUUGUUGACAUAACGGAAGUUCCUGAUUUCAAUAAAAUGUAUGAGUUAUAUGAUCAAUGCACUGUCAUGUUUUUCUAUCGAAACAAACACAUCAUGAUCGAUCUGGGGACCGGUAACAACAACAAAAUUAACUGGGCUAUGGAUAACAAACAAGAAUUGAUUGAUAUAAUUGAAACAGUAUACAGAGGCGCGUCUAAAGGUCGUGGUCUGGUCGUGUCUCCGAAAGACUAUUCGACGCGCUACAGAUACUGA
Messenger RNA from Psilocybe cubensis, 429 nucleotides. RefSeq lists its product as uncharacterized. Bases 1 to 429 code for a protein of 142 amino acids. The transcript is spliced from 6 exons. Gene Ontology annotation, biological process: mRNA splicing, via spliceosome. The record is from RefSeq and is a predicted model, not a curated record. NCBI's taxonomy places the organism in Eukaryota, Fungi, Basidiomycota, Agaricomycetes, Agaricales, Agrocybaceae. Gene Ontology annotation, cellular component: spliceosomal complex; U5 snRNP; U4/U6 x U5 tri-snRNP complex.